Panonychus citri (citrus red mite) is the source of this 2093-nucleotide messenger RNA. Its product is annotated as BRO1 domain-containing protein BROX-like. The transcript is spliced from 6 exons. Bases 156 to 1412 code for a protein of 418 amino acids. The record is from RefSeq and is a predicted model, not a curated record. Lineage: Eukaryota; Metazoa; Arthropoda; Arachnida; Trombidiformes; Tetranychidae.
CAGAUGAUCGGUUGAGUGAUGUUGCUAUUUUCACUUUGAUUUCCAAGCUUAUUUACAUUUUCUCUUCAGAAUUUUCCAUUUAAUUCUUGAUUAAUCUACUUAAUUGUUUUAAUUUUCUUUAAUUUUAGUGAUCACAAUUAACUACGAAAGUGAGUAUGACUUUCUGGUUCCAUAGAAAUCCACUUAAAUCAACAACAUCGGUUCCAUUUGAUCUUAAAUUGGUUACUACCAAUGCUGAAGCUGUAAACAUUUGUAGUCAAUUACAAAAGUGUCGCGUUAAAUUGAUUGAGAAUUUAUCUAAUUUGGAUUGUGAGGAGGAAAUUAUUCAAAAUCAAUUGUACAAUUAUCUUGGUUUAUUGCGAGGAUUCAUUGAAAAUGCCGAUUCAAGUGCUGGUAGUGACACAACCCGAUUGAGACAUGUUGUCAAAUUUAAGUGGACCCAUUCAAUGUUAGGCUCAAGUCUUGUUUCCCAAUACGAUGUCAUGUAUGAAUUUAUCUCAAUUAACCAGGAAUAUGCUUUCUGGUUGAUGAAAAAGGCUUCAAUUUUAUCGUCUAAAGAAUCAGUAACUGAAGAGCAAUUAAAAAAAAUUCAUCGAUUCCUUAGGAAAUCAGUUGGUGUUUUAAGUGAAAUUAAAACUAAUUAUAUCCAUCGAUUGGUUGAUACUUGUACAAUUGGAUCAGAUCUUGACACUAAAGUAAUUGAUGCUUAUAUAGCUCAAUGUUUCGCUGAAGCUCAAGAAGUUACUGUUUUCCGGGCGAUUGAUUUGAAACAUUCACCAGCCUUAAUUUCAGCUCUUGCCCACACGACAUCGCAAAAGUUUCUGGAAGCAGCAAUGAACAUCAAGGCUCUGGAAAUUACUAAAUUUGGUAAAUGGAUGCACUAUUUUCAAAUCAAAUGCUGUUGUUACGAUGCAUUGGCUUAUAGUUUUUUUGGUGACAAUUUAAUUAAGUUGGAAAAAUGUGGUGAAGCAAUUAGAUGUAGUCAGGAAAGUUUCAGGAGAAUCGAGAUUUUAUCUCCAUUGAUGAAAGAAUAUUUCAAAAUGAAAUCCUAUGGUUCAGCUCCGAAACAAGAUCAGACUGGAUUUUUCCAACGAAUCAAAUCAAGUUUAACUCGAAUUAAGGAUAAAUGUGAAAGAGAAAAUAAUUUAAUAUUCCAUCAGAAAGUUCCACUUGAUCUUCCAAACCUCGAACUCCAAGCGACCCAUGGAAUCGUUGCUCCUGAACCUUACACAAUUCCACCGAUCAGUAGCCUUUGGACUCCAUUUGCUUGUUCAGCUUUCGAUUUGACGAUUCCUUUGAAAAAUCUAUCCCUCAAGGAUAACCAUGAACCUAAAGAAGAAAGUAAAUCAUCACCACCGAAGGAGGAAAAAAGUGGAAAAUCCAAGAAAGAUAAAAAAUCUCCAAAGAAAUGAAUCGAUAAUUAAUUGAUUUUCUAUGCAUUAAUCACGUUUAUAAUUAAUUUAUAUUCUGAAACCAUUGAUGGGUCCAAAAUGAAAGGAAUUGGUGGUAAAUCAUCAGUGAUGAUGGAUCAUAACGAUCAUGAUGAUGAUGAAAACAAGAAUUAUUUGUUUUUCUGUCAUAAUUUGAUUAUUAAUUCACUGAUGAAAUUCAGAUUGAUUGACCAAAUCAAUUAGAAUCUUAAAGGUCCUGAAAAGUCAUGUUUACACAAAAGAAAAGGAUUUAAAUUAAAUUGCUGGAAAAAGAAAUUGGUUAACCAUCAUUCAUCAUUUAAUUAAUCCAUUAAUUAAUCAACAAAAUACAAAAAAAAUCCACGUUUAAUCAACUGAGAGAAAAGUCAACAAUCAAUAUUGUUUCGAUCUUCAUUGUUUUUUCUUCUUCUCUGAUAACUAAUUAGCUCUUUCAAGCAACCAAAAAGGACAUUAUUUUUAAGUUAAUUUAAAUUGUUGCUCAAAAAAAAAGAAAACACAAAUUAAUUAUCAAACGAUUUUUUGUUUUUCUACUUAAUAAUUAUUUAUAAUUAAUCACAUUCUCCUUGUUGAUUUUUCGUUUUUCACAAUGUCACUGAUGAAUGAUGAUAACGAUGAAAAUGAAGAUGAUGAUGAUUAUGAUGAUGAUGAAGAUGAUGAUGAUGA